Molecule: messenger RNA, 1924 nt
Organism: Neltuma alba
Lineage: Eukaryota; Viridiplantae; Streptophyta; Magnoliopsida; Fabales; Fabaceae
Product: aspartate--tRNA ligase 2, cytoplasmic-like
Exons: 10
Coding region: 100-1755 (551 amino acids)
Biological process (GO): aspartyl-tRNA aminoacylation
Cellular component (GO): cytosol; aminoacyl-tRNA synthetase multienzyme complex; cytoplasm
Molecular function (GO): aspartate-tRNA ligase activity; ATP binding; RNA binding
Source: RefSeq, a predicted model, not a curated record
CAAGCAACCCUCCCCGUCUUCCGUCUUAAAGCCCGGGGGCAGAGCCUUUCCCCUCUCAUCCUUGUCUACCCCUGUAUCAUUCUGUGUAGGAAAAAGAAAAUGUAUUCAGAAUCUAAGGAGCCUCCUGUACCACCGCAAUCGGAGCAACCAGACCACGGUGAUGAAGAAUCCCAGUCGCUAAGCAAAAAAGCUGCUAAAAAGGAAGCAGCUAAGCAGGAGAAGCUGCGCCGCCGCCAAGAAGCGGCCUUAGCCGCCGCCACGUCUUCUCUUUCCAUCGAUUCUGAGGAAGACCCUCUCGCUGCCAACUAUGGCGACGUCCCACUUUUGGAGCUCCAGUCUAAGACGGCGGUCAACAUCUCCGAUUGGACUAAAGUCGAAGAUCUUAACAAUUCAUUGGAGAACAAGUGGGUUCUGAUUCGGGGCAGAGCGCAGGCGAUCCGUGCCGUGGGGAAGAAAAUGGCGUUUUUGGUUAUCAGAGAGAACGGGUUCACUGUGCAAUGUGUGGUGCAGGUCCAGCCCGAUCAAGUAAGCUCUCAGAUGGUGAAGUAUACUACGGCGUUGAGCCGGGAAUCUAUUGUCGACGUCGAAGGGGUCGUCUCCGUGCCCGGGGCUGCCAUCAAAGGCGCUUCACAGCAGGUGGAAAUUCAAGUGAGGAAAUUAUAUUGCGUUAACAGGGCUGUCCCAACUUUGCCUAUUAAUAUUGAGGAUGCUGCUCGAAGUGAAAUUGAAAUCGAGAAAGCUCUUCAGGCCGGUGAACAACUUGUUCGUGUCAACCAGGAUACACGUCUAAACUAUAGGGUUCUUGACGUUCGGACACCGGCCAAUCAAGGAAUUUUCCGCAUUCAAUCUCAAGUUGUAAAUGUAUUCAGGCAAUUCUUAUCAUCUGAGGGCUUUGUUGAAAUUCACACGCCAAAACUGAUUGCUGGGUCUAGCGAAGGAGGUGCUGCCGUUUUCAGACUAGAUUAUAAGGGGCAACCCGCGUGCCUUGCCCAGUCACCUCAGCUGCACAAGCAAAUGUCAAUUUGUGGCGAUUUUGGCCGUGUUUUUGAGAUUGGUCCUGUUUUUAGAGCAGAAGAUUCCUUCACUCAUAGACAUCUGUGUGAGUUCACCAGUCUUGAUGUUGAAAUGGAGAUUAAGAGGCAUUAUUUUGAGGUUACGGAUAUAGUUGAUAGGCUAUUUGUGGCCAUGUUUGAUAGUUUAAACAAUAACUACCAGAAGUAUCUAGAAGCUGUGGGAAGGCAAUACCCGUUUGAACCUUUAAAGUACUUGCGGCAGACUCUGCGGCUUACAUUUGAAGAAGGGGUUCAGAUGCUCGAGGAUGCUGGCGUGGACCUUGACCCUCUUGGUGACUUGAAUACUGAAUCUGAAAGGAAACUUGGCCAAUUGGUUUUGGAGAAGUAUGGCACGGAGUUUUACAUCCUUCACCGUUGCCCACUGGCUGUGAGGCCAUUUUAUACAAUGCCUUGCCAUGACAAUCCGGCAUACAGUAAUUCAUUUGAUGUCUUUAUUCGAGGUGAGGAGAUCAUUUCAGGAGCUCAGCGUAUCCAUGUGCCAGAAUUCUUGGAAAAACGUGCAGCUGCAUGCGGAAUUGAUGUCAGGACAAUUUCUACGUACAUUGAUUCUUUCAGGCAUGGUGCACCCCCACACGGUGGAUUUGGAGUGGGCUUGGAGCGUGUGGUGAUGCUCUUCUGUGGCCUCAAUAAUAUACGCAAGACAUCUCUGUACCCGCGCGACCAUCUCAGGAUAGCCCCUUGAUGACGCAUUAACACAUUCCAGUUUUCUUUAUGUUACAUGCAAUUUUCUUUGGCGUGAAUCCCGGCGACUAUCUGUGGGUUUCGCAGCAGUGAUCCUUAUGACAUCGCAAGACAAUCGAUAUUUCUUGUUAAACUUAAUUUGGCAAGCAUAUGCUUUUAAAUUUCUUUAA